AUGGACGGGCUGAACCAGUGGAGUUCACGCGUGUUCGGGACGUUUCUCGCCCAGAACCUGGUCACCGUCUGGGCCGAGUCUUUGCAGAGCGGAGUCCCUCCGCUCCUCGUUGCAGGGUGUAGGGAUGGUCUGUCGUUUGCCUCUGUCCUGGAUCAGGAAGAAGGCGUUCAAGGAGGAUCCAUGGGUAUCUUCCUGGGUAAUCUGCGAGCCCGUUCGGCUUUGACGUUUUGUGGUUUUCUCCAGGUCCAUGGAAGGAACUUGCUGUCCAUUGAUUAUGACCGAAACAUCCGCACAGAGAAAAUAUAUGAUGAUCAUCGGAAGUUUACACUGAGAAUAAUUUAUGAUCAGCUAGGACGUCCUUUUCUUUGGCUACCCAGCAGUGGGCUUGCUGCUGUCAACGUUUCUUAUUUCUUCAGUGGACGACUGGCUGGACUUCAACGCGGUGCCAUGAGUGAAAGAACAGAUAUAGAUAAGCAAGGCCGAAUCAUAUCCCGCAUGUUUGCUGAUGGGAAAGUAUGGAGUUACACGUACCUGGAAAAGUCCAUGGUACUACUGCUUCAGAGCCAACGGCAGUACAUCUUUGAGUACGAUUCCACAGACCGUCUCCAUGCUGUCACCAUGCCUAGUGUUGCUCGGCACAGCAUGUCCACUCAUACAUCUAUUGGCUACGUUAGGAAUAUUUAUAACCCUCCUGAAAGCAACGCUUCAGUGAUUUUUGAUUACAGCGAUGAUGGGAGGAUUUUGAAAACAUCUUUUUUAGGAACUGGUCGACAAGUCUUCUACAAGUAUGGGAAACUAUCCAAGCUGUCUGAAAUUGUUUAUGAUAGCACUGCAGUUACUUUUGGAUAUGAUGAAACUACUGGAGUUCUGAAAAUGGUUAACUUACAGAGUGGUGGCUUUUCUUGCACAAUCCGGUACCGUAAAAUUGGUCCACUGGUUGAUAAACAAAUCUACAGGUUUUCUGAAGAAGGCAUGGUCAAUGCAAGGUUUGAUUAUACCUAUCAUGAUAAUAGCUUUCGGAUUGCUAGCAUCAAGCCUAUAAUAAGUGAGACUCCUCUUCCUGUUGAUCUGUAUCGUUAUGAUGAAAUCUCUGGCAAAGUAGAGCAUUUUGGCAAAUUUGGAGUAAUUUAUUAUGAUAUAAAUCAAAUAAUUACUACGGCGGUGAUGACACUGAGUAAACACUUUGAUACCCAUGGGCGCAUUAAAGAAGUUCAGUAUGAAAUGUUCAGAUCACUCAUGUAUUGGAUGACAGUCCAGUAUGACAGCAUGGGAAGAGUAACAAAGAGAGAACUGAAGCUUGGGCCUUAUGCCAACACAACCAAAUAUACUUAUGAUUAUGAUGGAGAUGGGCAGCUCCAAAGUGUGGCAGUAAAUGACAGACCAACCUGGCGUUAUAGUUAUGAUCUGAAUGGGAAUCUUCAUCUCUUGAAUCCAGGGAACAGCGUACGGUUGAUGCCACUACGCUAUGAUCUAAGAGACAGAAUUACACGUCUGGGUGACAUGCAGUACAAAAUUGAUGAUGAUGGGUUCCUAUGUCAACGAGGCUCAGAUAUAUUUGAGUACAACUCAAAAGGUCUCUUAACAAGAGCUUACAACAAAGCAAGCGGAUGGAGUAUUCAGUACCGUUAUGAUGGGUUAGGGCGAAGGGCUUCUUGUAAGACUAACUUGGGGCACCAUCUUCAGUACUUUUAUGCUGACCUUCACAACCCAACGAGAAUGACACAUGUUUACAAUCAUUCCAAUUCAGAAAUUACUUCUCUAUACUAUGAUUUACAAGGCCAUCUCUUUGCAAUGGAAAGCAGCAGUGGAGAAGAAUACUAUGUUGCCUCCGAUAACACAGGUACACCACUGGCAGUGUUCAGUAUUAAUGGCCUCAUGAUCAAGCAGCUUCAGUACACUGCAUAUGGAGAGAUAUAUUAUGAUUCCAACCCUGACUUUCAGUUGGUCAUUGGAUUUCAUGGAGGCCUGUAUGAUCCUCUGACCAAACUGGUUCAUUUUACUCAGAGAGACUAUGACAUUCUAGCUGGACGUUGGACAUCACCCGAUUACACAAUGUGGAAAAAUAUCGGUAAGGAGCCUGCUCCAUUCAACUUAUACAUGUUCAAGAGCAACAACCCUCUCAGCAAUGAACUUGAUUUAAAGAAUUACGUAACAGAUGUGAAGAGCUGGUUGGUGAUGUUUGGAUUUCAGCUCAGCAACAUCAUUCCUGGUUUCCCUAGAGCAAAAAUGUACUUUGUGCCACCUUCAUAUGAGUUGUCAGAGAGUCAAGCCUGUGAAAAUGGACAGCUAAUUACUGGAGUCCAACAGACAACGGAAAGACACAAUCAAGCGUUCAUGGCCCUUGAGGGACAGGUCAUCUCUAAAAGAUUACAUGCCAAUAUUAGAGAGAAAGCUGGGCACUGGUUUGCCACAACUACUCCCAUUAUUGGGAAAGGGAUCAUGUUUGCUGUGAAGGAAGGCCGUGUAACAACUGGCACUUCCAGCAUAGCCAUGGAAGACAGCAGAAAAAUUGCCUCUGUGCUUAACAAUGCUUACUACCUGGAAAAGAUGCACUACAGCAUUGAGGGAAAGGAUACCCAUUACUUUGUCAAGAUUGGCUCGUCUGACAGUGACCUUGUCACCCUGGCGAUGACCAGUGGGCGGAAGGUAUUGGAGAGCGGAGUAAACGUCACAGUUUCCCAACCAACCCUCCUUAUCAAUGGAAGGACUCGAAGGUUUACGAAUAUUGAAUUCCAGUAUUCUACCCUGCUACUUAACAUACGGUAUGGACUGACCCCCGACACCCUGGAUGAAGAAAAGGCACGCGUGUUAGACCAAGCUCGACAGCGAGCCUUGGGAUCAGCAUGGGCCAAAGAGCAGCAGAAGGCACGGGAUGGCAAGGAGGGCAGCCGCCUAUGGACUGAUGGAGAGAAGCAGCAGCUUUUGAGCACAGGAAGGGUUCAAGGUUACGAGGGAUACUAUGUACUUCCAGUGGAGCAGUACCCAGAGCUAGCAGACAGUAGCAGCAACAUCCAGUUUUUAAGACAGAACGAAAUGGGAAAGAGGUAACAAAUUAACCUGCUGUCAUCCUCUGCUGGAUGAAUCAGUAGUCACAACUGUUAUCUCCUCUCCUAAGGAGAUGAAGACAUAACCGGGGGCACUAGGCUGAGCUACUUUGGGAUAGUAAGUGGCAAGAAAGCUCAUAUUUUUUGAGUUAAAUGCUACUGUUCAAGUGAUUAAAAACCACAUCCUGAAGUGGACUAAAGCCAGACUGAUAACUUUAACCAUACAAAUUAAAAAGUACCCCUAAAAUAUUACCCACUUGUUCUGGGUCUAAAGAAAAAAAAGAAAUAAAAAUAGAAAAAAGGCCUCAUAUUAUAUUACCUCACUCCAUUCACACGUGAGCAAACUUUAAGAAAUUCAAGAGGGCCACCUUUUCUAGACCAGCUGAUGAAACAAAAAUGAUUCACACUGCUUGUUUGGUAAAUAUUCAAGAGGUUUUUGUUUAAAUCAAGAUACAGGUGCAUUUAAAACAUGACUUUGGGGUGAUUUGUGUGUAAUAACUGGAGGAAAAUGAGAAUGCGAGCAAGAGACCACUGGAAAUACUAAAUUAAAAAAUUAUUUAAAAAAUAACAAACCUGCACUUGCACUCAGACCCUGAAUUUGUCUGGCCUAAAGUUUAAUUUAUUCAAAGAGGGCAGAGUGUAAAGUUAAAUUCAAAAUGGUGGCUAUAAUCACUACAAAUAAAUUUCAUACUCUGUUUGUCUUUGAAGAUUCCAUUGUGGACAGUAUAACACAGUUACAGGGUGUAGUCUGUUUAGAUUCAGUAGUUUGUUGGUAUCAGUUCCAGUAGAGCUGUGGGCAUUGUGUUACACUAUUGCAAAUGGGCACCACUUCAGAUCACCCUGUACAUACAUCAGCCAGAAGGCACAAUCACUGUUUCAGAUUUUAAAAUUAUUAGUGUGUUUGUUUGGUCGAGAAACUGAGACAAUCACAUUAUGGUCACCACAAAAAAUUAAAAAAAAAAAAAAAAAAGCUAAGAACUUUGGUACAAGAACUUUUUUGUAAUAUACAUGUAUGAAUUGUUCAUUGAGUUUUUAUAUUAAUUUUAAUUUGCUGCUAAGCAAAGACUAGAGACUAGAGAGCAAAGAUAAUUUAUGGCAAAGUGUUUAAAUUGUUUCUACGUAAUAAAGUCUCUAAAACUCC
Molecule: messenger RNA, 4185 nt
Organism: Chelonoidis abingdonii (Abingdon island giant tortoise)
Lineage: Eukaryota; Metazoa; Chordata; Testudines; Testudinidae
Source: RefSeq, a predicted model, not a curated record